AUGACGCGGCGCGCCAAAGAGCGACGCACCAUGCGCGUGCACGCCAAGCAGCAGCUCGAAGACGAGCGACAGCGACGCGCCCAGCGCUUGGGCACGCGCUCGUCGUGGCUCGAGCUCUUGUCCGCUCUCGACGGCCCGAGCGUCAACAGCAGUCGCAGUAGCACUCGGCAGGUCCAUCCUAGCAACGGCGCAAAGCCGCUCAUCGUCGGCGAGCUGCAGUGGAAGAGCUCGCAAGUGCCCAUCGCCCCUUCGGGCCGGUUCCAGCUGCCCAUCAAGUUGGACGCGUGCAAGGGGCAGUUGCUCUAUUCGUUCCGGACGCGGACCUACGACGUCACCUUUGGCGUGCAGAUGAUCGGCGCCGACGGGACUUUGAUCGAGCUGCUCGAGCCGCGACGCUACGAGAGUCAGAAGCAGCACGUGCAAGGGCACUUGCGUCUCGCGGGUCCGGCGAUGGUGCUCCUGGUGUGGGACAACUCCUUCUCGUGGGUCAAUGCCAAGCAAUUGGCGUACCACGUGGAGCUAAAGCAGGAGACGCCACCGACGUCCGAAGCCGAGAAAACGCAACUAGCACUCGAUGCACGACUACAGCGGGAGCGGGAGCUCUUGCAGCGCGAGGGCGAGUACGACGGACUCGAGACUCGGAUGCAGACAGAAGCGCAGACGAUCGAGUUGCUGCGGCAUCAGAUUGAGGAGCUGCAGACGCAGCUAACACAACGCGAGGAAGCGAAAGACAACAUUCUCAAGGAGAAGGAACACGUAGGCGAGCGCAUUGACGACCUCUGCUGGGAGCUGCAAGAGCUGAGCUGGCGAUGCAUCGACGGCGCCGCACGUUGUCGCAUUCUGGAGUUCUUGGACGAAAGAGACUUACUCGCAUGGUCGCUCACGAGUAAGAAGUGGUACGAGCAUGCGAGCGCGUUUGUGGCCAACAGACGCGAAAGUGGCGAUUCAAAUGGACGAACUGCGGCGUGA
This is a messenger RNA of Hyaloperonospora brassicae, 969 nucleotides long. The record is from the annotation of a GenBank genome assembly. NCBI's taxonomy places the organism in Eukaryota, Oomycota, Peronosporomycetes, Peronosporales, Peronosporaceae.